GCCAGCCCGCAGCCGGCCCCCGCGGGCCUGCCCACCCUGCUGGCCUACAGGCCCGAGGCCCCGCCGGCAACCGUACACCGCGAGUCCCCGCUGUCCCCGCUGUCCCCUCCACGGCUGCAGGCAGAGGAGGAUGCUGAGCCGACCUGCGAGUACUGUGGCGACCUGCUGAAGCCGUUCCCCUUCUCUGAGGACAUCCCCCUCUCCGAGGAACAGGCAGACAGAUUCUGCUGCCAGCGCAGCCGAGAGCUCUACGAGUUCAUCGCCAAGGAGAGGAAGAGGCUCGAGGAUGCCAGCAGCAUUCCCGGAGCUGUCAGCAGUCAGGAGUCACUCGGCUCUGAAACCAGCCUGCUGCUGUCAAAGGAGCAAGAGAACCGCAGGCAGCAGAAAAGACAGCUGGCCAGAGAGUUGGCUGACCAGUCUUUAAAGCCAAGUGCCACUGCAGGUUCACAGCAAGCUGCAUCCGUUUCCUACGAGCUUUUCCCGGAACUCACAUCUCCCACCAGCGGGACACCAGAGCCUGUUGUGAGUGCAGCCAAGCCCGAGCCUGAGCCCGAGCCCAAACCCAAGCCCCAGCCCACGGAGGAGCCCGAGCCGGAGCCCCGGCCCAAGGGGCAGCCCGAGCCGGAGCCCGCUCUCAAGAAGGAGCCCGAGCCGGAGGCCUGGCCCAAGGAGGAGCCCGAACCCGAGCCUGGUUUCGAGAAGGAGCCCGAGCCGGAGCCCGGUGUCGAAGAGGAGCCCGGUCUGGAGAAGGAGCCCGGUCUGGAGGAGGAGCCCGGUCCCGAGGAGGAGCCCGGUCCCGAGGAGGAGCCCCAGCCGGAACCCAAGCCCAAGAAAGAGCCCAAGCACAAGGAGCCCGAUUCCCGCGGCAUCCUCCACGAUUUCAGCCUUCUGGGGAAGAAGGUGGGGAAGGCUAAAUUGGUGCAGAAGUACUACAAAAAUGGAAAGAAAUUCCUUACCAUGCUCCCAGACGGAACCUCACAGUUAUUCUAUCCAUCUGGAAACCUGGCCAUCAUCAUCAUACGAGGGAGGGACCAGCUGAUUUGCAUAGUACAGGAAGAUGAGCUGAAGACAACCAAGAUCCGAGCACUCUUUCAGUCUGACGGCAGGAGCACGUGCUAUUACCCGAACGGAGCUGAGUGGAUAAAUAUGAGUAUCCAGGGUGGGCAGUAUUUGGACCAAACAGGCAACAGGGUCAGAAGGUGGAUGUGGCCAGAGUUGUCACCAGGACCCCACGCGCCACUGAGCCCCAUUUUCGUCUCCCUGAACCGCCACGUGGGGGUCAGGAUCCUGGCCCAGGACAAGAUCUUCGUCUCCUUCCUCGCCAAGGGGCGACAAGCAAAAUUCAACAUGGGAACCAAAGUGCAGGUCGGCGCUGGCAGCCAGCCUCCUCCUGCCCGCCUGGGAGAGGAUGAGCUCCUGCUGCUUGCCUUCCGCGUCAGGAUCCUGCAGCUCUUCGACAGGAUGCGCGGAUGCAUCAACUUCCCUUCCAGCGAGCAGUGGAACAAAAUCCAGCCUCCCAUGUACCUCAUGACCCAGGCUGUGAAGAUCCUGGAGCUCUGCAUGGCUGCUGACAUCAGUGAUGAGCUGCGCAGCUCCAUCAAGGCCAUAGUAAACGCACAGUAGCUCUGCCCAGUGUGUGUGG
Messenger RNA from Ficedula albicollis (Collared flycatcher), 1642 nucleotides. It is a transcript of the gene ERICH6, whose product is annotated as glutamate rich 6. The record is from RefSeq and is a predicted model, not a curated record. The transcript has 9 exons. The annotation marks the transcript as partial. NCBI's taxonomy places the organism in Eukaryota, Metazoa, Chordata, Aves, Passeriformes, Muscicapidae.